Messenger RNA from Sinocyclocheilus rhinocerous, 4045 nucleotides. It is a transcript of the gene col28a1a, whose product is annotated as collagen, type XXVIII, alpha 1a. NCBI's taxonomy places the organism in Eukaryota, Metazoa, Chordata, Actinopteri, Cypriniformes, Cyprinidae. Gene Ontology annotation, molecular function: extracellular matrix structural constituent conferring tensile strength; serine-type endopeptidase inhibitor activity. The record is from RefSeq and is a predicted model, not a curated record. The transcript is spliced from 32 exons. Bases 231 to 3647 code for a protein of 1138 amino acids. Gene Ontology annotation, biological process: extracellular matrix organization.
ACUGGCACACUGAGCUCUGACAGAGUCUAGAGAGGGUAUUACUGCGUUAUUCACAGAUUAUAUGCCUGGCCGCAAUGAAACUUUGCCUGUUCUGCCUCUAGCUCUUUCAUACAGAGAUAUCACACACCAUGAGGAUGUAACUGGACCUCAAUGAUUGCACUGGGUUAUUAAGGAGACGAACAGUACAGACAGCAGUCAACAUUUUGAGUGGCGGUGAAUAAGCAGGAAGGAUGCAGUGUGGUGUGAUGCUGUGUGUCCUGCUGCUGAUACUGUCCUCUAGUGCUAGAAACCAGAAGAGAAGAAAAAACAGACAGAAGCCAGACAACAGUGUCAUGCAGAAUGAAGUCAAAACUCUGUUCUGUCCAGUGGAGUUGGCGUUUUUAGUGGACAGUUCAGAGAAAGCCAAAAUGCUUCUGUUUGAGAGGCAGAGGGAGUUCGUGGUGCGCUUCAGCACCAGGCUGAUGCAGCUACAGGUGUCGGGCUGGCGUAUGCGGGUGAGACUCGCCCUCCUGCAGUACAGCAGCACCGUCUCAGUGGAGCACAACUUCCGCGACUGGCAGGACAUUGACGUGUUCCACAGCCAAGUGGAUGCCAUGACUUACAUCGGCCAUGGCACCUACUCAGCUUACGCCAUCUCAAACGCCACUCGGCUCUUCACCCGCGAGACGUCGCCCAGCAGCCUAAGAGCAGCGCUUCUGUUGACGGAAGGGGUGGACCACCCGCGCAGCCCCAGUGCUGUGAGUGCAGCCGCAGAUGCCAAGAACCACAACAUCCGUAUGUUUGUCAUUGGGCUGUCGGGAUCCACACGAGAUGAGCAGGACAAUGGUAGACUGAGGUCCAUCGCCAGCGCACCGCCUCAGCAGCACCUGUUCAGCCUCACUGACCCACAGCUGGAUGACAAGCUCUUCAGGGAACUGAGUGAACUUGCGAACACAGUUUGUCCACAACCCAAAUCUUGUCAGUGUGAAAAAGGAGAGAGAGGUCCUCCCGGAAAUCCAGUGAGUUUAUAUCAACACUGUGGCGGGAAAGGAGAAUGUGGCGCCCCAGGGAUGAAAGGAGAUCAAGGCCCGGACGGACCCCCAGGACCACGUGGACCACGAGGAGAUCAGGGACUGAGUGGAAACCCUGGCGACUCUGGCCCUGAGGGCCCCGUCGGACCUAAAGGUAAGCGAGGACCUAGCGGACCCACCGGCCCUCCAGGGGACCCAGGGGUUGGGUUUCCUGGUGCAAAGGGGGAAAAGGGUGGCCAAGGCAGACCUGGGCCGACUGGGCCAGUUGGUAUCGGCGAGCCAGGACUGCCUGGCCCACCAGGACCUUCAGGAGUUCAAGGCAACCAAGGGUUUCCCGGAGAGGGUUUACCAGGACCAAAGGGUGACAGAGGAUUUGAGGGUCCUAAGGGUGGACGUGGACCUCCUGGGAUUAGCAUCAAGGGUGAUAAGGGUAACACAGGGGAAGCGGGUUUGCCUGGACUGAUGGGAUUUCCAGGAGUUGGGCUCCAGGGUGAAAAGGGAGACCCGGGACCCAUAGGACCACCUGGCCCAAGAGGCCCUCCUGGAGUGGGCAUGGUGGGAACUAAGGGUGAUCAGGGCUUUCCAGGAGAAUCUGGACCACAAGGUGAGAGAGGAAUAGGAGAACCAGGACCAAAAGGAGAACCAGGCCCAGACGGAGCACCUGGUAUUCCUGGUAUCCCAGGUGAAGAUGGAUCUGUGGGUCCAAAGGGUGAGGUGGGUUUACCUGGUGCUCGAGGUUCAGAGGGCUCAGCCGGGAGAGGUAUUCCUGGUGAGAAGGGGGACCGAGGGGACAGAGGACCUCUGGGUCUCCCAGGAAGUGCAGGAGCAGCAGGACCCCCAGGGGCCAAGGGAGAACCAGGAAGUUUAGGUAUGAUGGGUUUACGAGGACCUCCAGGUCGAGGAUUACCUGGUUCAAAGGGAGAGCCAGGACCUGCAGGCCCCACGGGUCCUGUUGGAGAGCCAGGUGUUGGGACCACAGGCCCUAAGGGUGACAGAGGAAGUCCAGGACAAGUGGGGCCACAAGGAAUGAAGGGGGAGGGUUACCCCGGACCACAGGGGCUUCCAGGGUUGCCUGGGCCGCCAGGUGAAGUUGGACCUGAAGGACAAGGAAUUCCUGGACCAAAGGGAGACCGGGGCUCACCUGGAACGACCGGCCCUUCAGGGCCUCCAGGGAUUGGACUGAUGGGACCAAAGGGUGCAGUUGGCCAGCCUGGUGCUCCUGGUCUUCCAGGACCUCAAGGAGAGGGAAUUCAGGGUCCCAAGGGAGAUCCUGGGUUUCAAGGGCCCCCUGGCCCUAGAGGGCCUCCAGGUGAUGGUCUGCCUGGAGAGAAGGGUAACAGGGGCCUAGCAGGGGAACGUGGGAGAAAAGGAGAGGGAGGAGAACAUGGAAUGCCUGGACAAACAGGAGCCAAGGGAAAACCAGGAGAGAAGGGAGAGCCCGGCCUAUCUAGAGACCAGGUGAUCAGAAUAAUCCGGGAAAUAUGUGGAUGUGGUCUGAAGUGCAGGACGAGUCCUCUGGAGCUGGUCUUUAUCAUCGACAGCUCAGAGAGUAUAGGUCCGGAGAACUUUGAUCUGGUGAAGGAUUUCGUGAAUGCUCUGAUCGAUCGCGUGUCCGUGAGCCAUGAAGCCACACGUGUUGGGGUGGUGCUCUUCAGUCACAUGGACGUGGUGGUGACCAGCCUACAACAUCUCUCCGACCAGGCAAGUGUUAAAGCUGCUGUGCGCAGGAUGCCGUACCUGGGCGAGGGCACCUUCACGGGCAGCGCCAUCCACCGGGCCACUCAGCUCUUCCGAGCAGCACGGCCAGGCGUAAGAAAGGUUGCGGUCGUUCUGACGGACGGUCAGGCUGACAAGCGGGAUGCAGUGAGGUUGAAAGACGCCGCGGAAGAGGCUCACAAUGCUGGGAUUGAAAUCUUCGUAGUUGGCAUCGUGAACAGCAGUGAUGCCCAGUAUACAGAGUUUAAGAUUGAGAUGAACAUUUUGGCAUCUGAUCCUGAUGAACAUUAUGUCUACUUGAUUGGUGACUUCAUGAGCCUGCACACACUGGAGAGUAAACUGCUGAGUCAGAUCUGUGAGAGUGUUGAUGGACCGCUCUUCAGUCUGAACGGCAAAACAUUCCCUCCAGUUGAGCCUGAGCCAGUUCCAUACAGAACUGAGGCUCCCACCAGGAGUUAUUUCAUCACAGAGGACAAAGAGGAUGCACUUCCAACAGAGUUUGAGAUCACUUCUUCUCCAGAUGACUAUGACGACAUGCAUAUUGACAACAACUGGACGCCCUUUGUUGAUGGGUUUUUAAAUGAGCUUCCUAAGGUGACAGAUGCCCCAGUUGGAGAUAAGACGAGACAAUCCUCCAUCUCAGUAUUGGGACCCCAGACACCCAUAAACUGGCGGCCUGUUCCAGAAAUCAGCCCACCACCACGGACUCUACCUGCACCGGCCCCUCAGCCUAACGAUUUCAUGAAAGGGGUAGGCUGUAGGCAGGGAUUGGAUCCUGGGCCGUGUCGGGAGUACAGGGUUAUGUGGUACUACGACCCGGAGGCCAACGCAUGCGCACAGUUCUGGUAUGGUGGCUGCCAAGGCAACAGCAACCGCUUUGAGACAGAAGACCUUUGUCAAAACAUUUGUGUACAGACAUAACAUACCCUCACAAUGAAGCACAGGCCUUCAUUCAGCAGAUUCACAUCAAGCUGUGUCGACUGUGCGAUCAUGCACUAUGCAGAUACAUUUUCAUUGUCGUACAUGUGUUUUAUGAGACGAGUAGGGAUUCCUGCUACACUGACUGUAGAUCAGAUUUGUCCUUUGGGCCAACACUAUUUUAAAUAUUGUUUACUAGACUAGUGCUGCUCCAUUUUCUAGAAAAUAUCAUGUAUAUUCAAAGUACCACAUUUUUCCCUAGUCGCAUUGAAUGUUUUACGAAUUUCUUUAUUUUUUAAUAUUCCUUCCAUAGAAUACAUUUCUGUUAAUUGUGAUUUCUGUUAAAGGAAUAGUUCACCCAAAAAUGAGACUUUGCUGAAAAUGUACUCAUCCAUCAAGCC